Molecule: messenger RNA, 847 nt
Organism: Anopheles coustani
Lineage: Eukaryota; Metazoa; Arthropoda; Insecta; Diptera; Culicidae
Gene: Arpc5
Product: actin-related protein 2/3 complex subunit 5-C
Exons: 2
Coding region: 111-572 (153 amino acids)
Biological process (GO): cell migration; regulation of actin filament polymerization; Arp2/3 complex-mediated actin nucleation
Cellular component (GO): cytoplasm; Arp2/3 protein complex; actin cytoskeleton
Molecular function (GO): actin filament binding
Source: RefSeq, a predicted model, not a curated record
CCGUUUUCUUAUCGUUUCCUAAGAUUUUACCAUUUAAUUGAUGCUGAUUUACUAUCCCUGGUGUUCUAAUUAGCAUCCUGCCCUACCGACUGCCAGGUACACGCAACAAUAUGGCGAAAAACACGUCCAGUUCCGCGUUCCGAAAGAUCGAUGUUGACCAGUACAACGAGGACAACUUCAAGGAAGAUGACGCAGACCAGGCAUCCAGUGGAAUGAUCGUACCGGACGAGGCGGAAAUCAACUCGCUUUUGAAUCAGGGUCGCAACACGGACGCCCUGAAGACCGUCCUCCAGAAUGCGCCGCUGAUGUGCAAGAACCAACAGGUGAAGGACAACGCACUAAACCUCACGCUGCGGGUACUGUUGUCGAUUAAAUCAUCCCAAAUCGAUGCCGCUAUCGAAUCGCUGGACGAUCCGGAAUUGUGCGACGUACUGAUGAAGUACAUCUACCGUGGGUUCGAAAUUCCAUCCGAAGGCUCCAGUGGCCACCUGCUCACAUGGCAUGAGAAGGUGUUUGCCAAGGGAGGAGUCGGUAGUAUCGUGCGGGUGCUAUCCGAUAGUGCACGAGCAUAAGAUAGUGGUAUUUAAGGGGAUGCCGGGUUGAAUCAAUUCCUGUUCCGUGUUCGUUGCCCCACGUUGCUAAACCAGCAUGAGUCAGUAUAUGCAUUUUAUUUCUUUUUUUAAUUUCGCUUCAUUUAGAUAGUCCAGAUAUAAUCGUAUCGCUGGUGCACACAAAGAUAAAGCAAGACUUUAGGUUCGUUCGAUUCAGAACGUUUCUUACCGAACGAUCAAACGAUAGCAAAAGUGGAUUGUUUUCAAAUGAUUAAAUAAAUAAGUCAUUUACAGAA